This is a messenger RNA of Aedes albopictus (Asian tiger mosquito), 933 nucleotides long. RefSeq names its product cuticle protein 21.3. The record is from RefSeq and is a predicted model, not a curated record. NCBI's taxonomy places the organism in Eukaryota, Metazoa, Arthropoda, Insecta, Diptera, Culicidae. The transcript has 2 exons. The coding region runs from base 231 to 851 and encodes 206 amino acids.
UCUGACCGGCGACGAACAGCUGACCCAGUCUUUUUUUCGGAUUUGUCACUGACUGCACUGAAUUGCUCAACGAGCAAAAAGGAAAUAGUUUUCCGAAAACUGCUUCGCCGUUGAUGCGUACCGCGCCUAGGUAUGUGAUUAAAGGUAACGAAGCCAGUGAACCAAAAUUUGAAGGCUGUCCGACUCAAAAUGUAGCAAAUUUUAUGUAUUGUUGCUUUGGGAUGAUAUAAAUGGUAUUUAGUUGGUCGACCAUCGGCGGGUGGACUACUCACUAUAAAUAUUGUGACCAAAGUUUGAUACUGCAUCAUUGUUUCAAUCGACGUUUUGUAGCGACCAGCUCCAGCAGUUCUUUCAAGAUGUUCAAGGUUACCCUUCUGAUUGCCUCUUUGGCCUACGCCAGCGCUGGUUAUGCUGGAUUGGAGCAUUCUUAUGCUGCACCAGUAGCUGCUCACUACUCUUCGGCUCCAUCCGUGAGCUACAGCACUUUCUCGCAUGGCCACUCAUCAUCCCUAGGUCAUGGAUACGCCCACGCCGCUCCAGUUUUGGCCGCUCCAGUCCACACAUACUCCGCCCCUCUGACCAAGCCUUAUUCCCACGGCUACAAUUACGCUCCAGCCUUAUCCUACGGUCACGGUUACGGUUACGCUCCAGCCCUGUCCCAUAACAGCUACGGACAUUCAGCUUACGCCGCUCCUCUGGCCACCAAGACCCUCACCGUAGCCCAGCCUCAGCUGUACCAUCACAACACAUACGCCACCCAUGCUGCUCCAGUUUUGGCCCACCACGGCUACAACCACGGAGCAUCUCAUCUCCUCGGGUACAACAACCAUCAUGGCCAUUACGCUUACUAAAAUGAACGAAAGUCAACUCUCGCAUUAUAGAAUUAAACACCUGUUGAACUGGAUUACACUUUGAAAUUGGAUUUAAGCCAAA